UAUGUUUGAUAUAAGUUUUGGGAAAUUUUAGGAUAUUUAGGUAUUUACAAUAUUUAUUGCUCGGAUAAGUCAUUACAAAAUUAAGUCGUUCGGAAAAACGACCCAAGGAUUUUCAAUGAAUAGAAAAAUUAUCGAUGCACACGAUUAGUAAACAAUUUUGUUUCAUCAUGAUCUCGUCCAAUUAUCUGGGAGCGUGUUAAACCUUAACAAACAAUAUGAUAUUAUUGGGUUAGUGUACAGUUGUAUACGCAGAAAACAACACCCAUGGGAAAGGACACGAACUCGUCGAUGACCAUGGGGAAAGAGUCCACUUGAUGUUGGGGGUCCCUUUGAAUGCAUGCAGCACGGCACGGUCCCGGAAAUCAGUCCCGUCACGCAGGCCGGAAACUGGACGAUGCCACGUUGCUGGAUUGACAUUAAAUCCCAUCAACCAUUCUCUCUGUUCAAAGCAAUUACUUAUUCCAUGUUAACGUAUUACAAAUUACAAAUUAAACUUGAUUUUCGUGAUCCGCUUAAUAGUUCAUCUAAUUUAAAAACGCAAAUUUCUAAAAAUAUUCGUAUAAUACACUAACUAUAAGUCACCAUUACAUAUAUAAGAUGUAUAUCGUAGCAUUUCUCCAUUCUCAAGAAUUUUUUCUUCAGUAUCAAAGCUCAGAGAAGUCUCAUCGAUACUUCUCUCUUCACAGAUUUCUCUUCGAACUGCACGAAUGAAGGCUGCAAUUGGUCCAUCAAAAUCGAAUUCCAUAUCGACUGCAUAUAAUAUGGUGCUUUGUCGGCUCGCUUCCGCCACAGGUUCCGUAGCCUGAAAUUUAAAGAUCUUCAGGGGUAACAUUAUUUUCAGGUCGUAACACUCGGUUUAAGACGAUAUUCGGUUUCGGUACCGACGAACAGGUUCGCCUUGCAAGUGUGGGUACCUAUGAGUGCACGUACGCGCGUGUGCAGGUGCACGAUGGGCGUACGCCGUGCAGCUUGCAAAGAAUUGCACACGAAGGAAGAGACUCGCCUGUGGGAAAGUAACGCAACACCAUGAGAGCCAGCGACCUGGACCGCUGCUGCCAAACUCCCAUAGCGGCGUAUGCAUGCCAUAGCAGCGUACUCGUGGUGCUGGAUGUGCUUGUUGCGUGCACGAGGAUAAAGUGGCUGACCACCGUGGUUCCGAUAUGCUCUCUGACUUCGUUCUAGCCGAGUUCCCGUCCCUGGUGAGAUCAAAGAGGGAUGCUGAAGCACGUGUCAGUCUCGCCGUGGCGAGGGCGAGCAGAUAGUGUGAGCCUGGCUUCGAGCGGGGGUGCGAGUAGCUGCGGAAGCGGAAGUCCUACCCCUGGACACACACCACCGCCAUCAAGGGCAUCUUCGUGCGCUUCGCUUGCGCCCUUAACCGCCCUUUCGAGUUUUUCUCCUGCUGACGCAACUCCACAGCAGACAACCAUAAAGGUGUACGCCAACUGCCUGCGACCAGACAUCGAGUACAAGACCCUGUGCAUCUCGUACGAAACGACUUGUCGUGAGAUCGUCCAGAACUUAUUGAACAAGUAUCGCAUGAGGCACCGUGAUCCCAAGCUGUACUACCUCACCAUGGAGGUCACCGUACGAAGACCCAAUGUGAGGACCGUUCUUCCUUUGGACGAGGAUGCAAGGCCUGCCGUCUUACAAUCGUGUCAUCCUCGUGGCGAUUCCAGAUUCUCGUUGCAAACACGUCGUGGUGGACUUGUCAAAAUAUACGACAGCGCGCUCAUGUCCGGAUCAAAGUACAAGAGUCUGCUAGUCUCAGAACAGACUACUGUGGACGAACUGAUCCAGAUGUUAUUGAGCUGCUACAGUUCUAAAGAACGCGUCGAACAAUUCUCUCUAUACGAGGUCUGCGAAGGCGAAGAGUACCAAAGGAAGUUGCAUCCUGACGACUCACCCCUUAAAGUCACGCAACGAUGGGCAAGCGCCGAUCGUCAUCUUCGCAUAAGACGCAACCCUGACUACAAUCCUCACAGAAGAAAAAGCAUGUGGGCGUCGGACUCGAGCAUCAGCAUGGCGAUGUCAAGACUGAACCUCCACAGUACCCAUCAGGCCCAUUACAACCCAGGAAACGACAACAACAAUCAUUUGCAGUUGUACCAGCAUAAAGAUACCAGUUCGAUUAACAAUAAUAACAUCCAUAAGAUCGACCAGCAUCAUCUGUCCUUGGGUUCGCUGAAUCAACAACCAAGAAUCGUGGUGCCCCACGCGACACAACUACCGCAGUUGCAACUGCCUCGAAUGCAACAAUUGCCUCAGAGCGUUCCAUCAACGCCAAUCUCAUCGAAACACAUCACAGCGUCCUCGUAUGCGGACUACGAAAAUUAUUUGUUCAUAUAAAUUCGUCGUAUAAUUAAUUUUAAUUUGUUGAUAGAGUUGAUUCAUGAAUGCUAUACAACGUGAAAAUGAAAAAUAGAGUUGCAGCUGCAUGAAAUGUGCUGAUAAUUGGCUGUAGCUUUUUCUCAAUCGUGUUAAGCAGUAUUUGAAGCAAGAAGUUGAGUAAUGGUGAGAGCUAAAAUGUGGCGAGAUUUUUCAGGUAGGGCCUGGUUUUCUUUGAAAAUUAGAAUUUGAGGGAAGAUUUUGGAGGAAGAUUAAUUUGCAGGAAUGUAGUUUUUCAGAUUUGAGAUUAUGUGUGAAUGGUAAUGGAUUAUGAAGGAAUGGAAAGUAAAUGGUAAAAAGGAGCACGGAUUCGUGUCUCGGCUAUAUCACGUCGAUCAGACGGAACAAAGAGAACUUACGAUUAUAGUCAAUAGCGAGAACAAUUGUACCAAAGGUAGACGUACGAAACGUUAGGUAAAUAGUAUAUUCAGCCGUAUAUUGUGUAAAUGUCUUGCGAUAGAGAGAUAUGCUAAUGGACAAAGUCGGAGUGUAAUAACAUGUAAGUCUUUGGGACUUAUCUAAAUGUCGUCGUUAAAGUAUUGAAUUAAAUGUUUCACAAUUUUAUAAUGUAUUACGAGAAGAUAAAUAAUCGAGGGGAAUAUUAAUAUUUUUACAGGCAACUUCUAUAGAAUUUGUAUAAGAAUUUAAAAAUGGUACAAAAUAGUCCCGCGGGUUUCACACCAUCGUGUAUUUAUAUGUUAGAAAUUACAUUUUACCCAAGAAGAUCGAGGAAUGUAACAGUUAUUUAUUUAUAACAAUCGUGUAUGCGUCUAAGAGAGCGAGCCUGGGAAUUUUAAGUUAUUUUAGCAGGAUCCCGCGCUGUAAAUUUCGUCGUGCAAUACGAUUGAACGGGAUUCGAGUGUAAAUAUAUCGAAUAAACGACGAGGUACUCGGAUAGCUUUGGUAAUUACCCCUAGCAGCCAGUCGCGAUUGUAAAUGUUACAAAAAUUGACAAGUUUGUCUGGUUUAAUUUUCACAGAGCUUGCAUUUAAAGAAACAUACUAUCAAUAUUAUAUCUUCUUUUUAUAAAUCGUUGUAAAUAGGCAAUUCUAUCUUCUAUCUUUUCUAUUCUUUUCAUCACGUUUCGUUAAGGUUGCAUCGAUUGCCAAAGAGUCGCCACGAUAUAAAACUGAAAACCGCGUAGAUUUAAUCACGUGCGACAAAACAAGCAGAGCCUAUUUCUUUUUCGCCGCUUAUGCGUGUUGCAAAUGUGAAAUCGUUGCGUCGAGAUUGCGCAAAUAGAUCGCGAGUUCCGCGCGAUUUACCAGCUUAACUUGUAACGAGUACAAUGAACCUUGUAUUAUUCCAAGCGACACGGUAGAAUGUAAAUAUUCAUUUUGUAACGUCGUUUAUAAUUCAUCGAAGAAAAAAAGUUUCGUCUCACGUGUCUAAAAA
This is a messenger RNA of Bombus pyrosoma, 3780 nucleotides long. RefSeq lists its product as uncharacterized. The coding region runs from base 1216 to 2346 and encodes 376 amino acids. Gene Ontology annotation, biological process: positive regulation of fibroblast growth factor receptor signaling pathway; signal transduction; positive regulation of epidermal growth factor receptor signaling pathway. The record is from RefSeq and is a predicted model, not a curated record. The transcript has 7 exons. NCBI's taxonomy places the organism in Eukaryota, Metazoa, Arthropoda, Insecta, Hymenoptera, Apidae.